GCGGUGGCGGGAGCCCGUGAAUUCGAUUGGGGCGCGACAGCGUGGAGCGAUAGCUGGCCCUGGUGUUUAGGAGCUAUACAUGCAGAUCUGGAGGCCUUUGGUUGCUCAAAGGACGUGGAAGAGUGUUGUUAGUCGCUGACGCGUGAACAGUAUUGAGUACAUACUGUGAUGUUGGGGCUGAAGAUGGUCUACGGUCUAAACACGGCAGUAAAUUCACUUUGAUCUGUUUGAGCGGUGACCCAUGAAACACACAUUAGAAGUUUAAACUUAUUACCCUUUUAAUUGAUGACAAGUGCAUAACAUGGGAUAGCCAGCUCAGCUCGCAGGCCGGUUUUAACCUCUACCUGGCAGUAGGUAUCAUCCGUGACUGGAAUAUUUAGUGAUAUUUCUGAAGAAGACACAUCUUGGCCAAGAUGGGUAAUUCAGAAAGUGCUGUGGAGAAAGAUGACUACAGACAGACCAUGGAGAGGAGAGUGAACAACUACUCAUCCAGCAUAGUUCCAGGAACUGUAGCAACAUCACUGACAAUGAAACUUCCAAUGCCUGAUCAAGAUGCAUUGGAGGAGAAGUUCAACAAGGUUCUGGCCUCCAUGGACCUGCCGCCCGACAAGGCCAAGGUGUUGCGCCAGUACGACAACGAGCGCAAGUGGGAGAUGAUCUGCGAUCAGGAGCGGGUGUCGGCGCGCGAGCCGCCGUCCUUCUACCUAUGCAAGCUGCGUACCUACCUGGACCCGAAGGCGUCGCGCAGCCACCGGAAACGGAAGUUGAUGGGAGAUUCAACAUCGACACAAGUGCUGCGUGACCUGGAGAUCUCGCUGAGGACCAACCACAUCGAAUGGGUGCAGGAGUUCCUGAAUGAACACAACAACGGCCUCGAGGUGCUGGUGGACUACCUCACUUUCCGACUCAUGCUAAUGAGACACGAGCAGCGGGUGAAGCAGCAGCUGGAGGAGGAGGCCGAGGAGCUGGAGCGGGGCGGCGCCGAGCCGCCGCGGCCCGAGCGGGAGCCGCCGCCGCGGCUGGAGCGCGCCGCCUGGGCGCGCCAGAGCUUCAUCGACCAGAUGGACACGCCCAAGCUGAAGCGAGCGUCGCGCCACAUCGCCAAGCUCAACAUGGGCGACACCAAGGACGACAUCCACGUCUGCAUCAUGUGUCUGCGCGCCAUCAUGAACAACAAGUUCGGCUUCAACAUGAUCAUCGAGCACCUGGAGGCCAUCAACAGCAUAGCGCUCAGCCUCAACCACAAGAGCUUACGGACCAAGGCGCUGGUGCUGGAGCUUCUGGCCGCCAUCUGUCUGGUGAAGGGCGGCCACCAGAUCAUCCUGGGCGCCUUCACCAACUUCAAGGAGGUAUGCUCCGAGGACCGUCGCUUCCAGACGCUCAUGAAGUACUUCAUCCACUACGAAGUCUUCCACAUCGAGUUCAUGGUGGCCUGCAUGCAGUUCAUCAACAUCGUGGUGCACUCGGUGGAGGACAUGAACUUCCGCGUGCACCUGCAGUACGAGUUCUCCAUGCUGGGGCUGGACGAGUACCUGGAGAAGCUGCGGCACACGGAGAGCGAGGAGCUGCAGGUGCAGAUCUCGGCGUACUUGGACAACGUGUUCGAUGUGGGCGCGCUGAUGGAGGACUCGAUGACCAAGGCCAUCUACAUCGAGAAGGUGGAGGAGCUGGAGUCGGAGCUGGCGCAGACGCAGGAGGAGCUACAGGAGGUCGAGGUGGAGGCCAUGCAGAAGGUGGCCGACCUCGAGGUUGCCACUGCCGAUAUCCGGCGUGAGCGGGACGAGCUGCUGGAGAAGAUGCAGCAGUUCACUGAGGAGGUGACGUCGCUGCGCCGGGUGGCCUCUGAGAAGGAGGCGGAGUCGAUUCGGCGCCAGUCCAUGCUGGAGAGCAAGAUCCAGCAGCUGGAGACGUUCGCGCUCACCAUACCGCAGGGCUCGGGCGGCGCGGCCGGCUCCGGCGCCGGGGUGGGCCCGGCCGCCGCCGGCGGCGCGGCCCCGCCACCGCCACCGCCGCCGCCUCCCCCGCCGCCGCCGCCGCCGCCGCCCGGCGGCAGGAUCCCGCCGGCGCCGGCGCUGCCGCCGGGCCGCGGCGGGCCCCCGCCGCCGCCGCCGCCGCCCGGCCAGCUGCAGCUGCCGCAGGACGGCUCGCUCACCAUCAAGCGCCGUCUGCAGACCAAGCACAAACUGCCCACGCUCAACUGGAUCGCGCUGAAGCCCAACCAGGUGCGCGGCACCGUCUUCAACGAGCUGGACGACGACAGGCUAAUGAGCAUCAUCGACUUCGCCGACUUCGAGGAGAACUUCAAGAUCGGCACCAGCCUGCUGGCCAACGGCACCCUGGACAGCCGCGACGGCGCGUUCGGCACGCUCGGCAGCAAGCGCUUCAAGCGGCCCGAGAAGACCUCGCUGCUCGAGCACAACCGGCUGAGGAACAUCGCGAUCUCGCGGCGCAAGCUGGAGCGGCCUGUCGAGGAGGUGGUGCGCGCCAUCAACAUGCUGGACCUGAAGACGCUGCCUCUGGAGAUGGUGGAGCUGCUGCAGCGCAUGGUGCCCACCGAGGCAGAGACCAAGCUGUACCGCGAGUACGAGGCGGAGCGCAAGGACGCGUCGGCGCUGACGGACGAGGACCAGUACCUGAUCCAGCUGUCGCGGGUGGAGCGGCUCGCCAACAAGCUGGCCGUCAUGGCCUACAUGGGCAACUUCUUCGACAACGUCCACCUGGUGCAGCCGCAAAUUCAUGCGGUGAUCAGCGCCUCCAACUCCAUUGUGGCGUCGAAGCGCCUGCGCCGCGUGCUGGAGGUGAUCCUGGCCUUCGGCAACUACAUGAACAGCGCCAAGCGCGGCCCGGCCUACGGCUUCAAGCUGCAGUCGCUUGACAACCUGACGGACACCAAGUCGCAGGACAAGCGGCGCUGCCUGCUGCACUACAUCGCGCAGACGAUGCACGAGCGCGUGCCGGAGGCGGUGGGCGUGGAGUCGGAGCUGCGCUUCGUCGAGAAGGCCGCUCAGGUGUCGCUGGAGAACGUGCUGACGGACGUGCAGGAGCUGGAGAAGGGCAUGGAGGCGGCGCGCCGCGAGAUGUACGUCCGCCAGAACGUCAAGGACGAAGCGAUGAAGACGGCGCUGCGCGACUUCCUGGCAAACUCGGACGACAAGUUGCGACGGCUGCGCACGGAGAGCAAGACGGCGCAGGAGGCGUUCUCGCGCGCCGUGGAGUACUUCGGCGAAAGCAGCCGCGCCGUGGCCGCCAACACGUUCUUCGCCAUCUUCGCCCGCUUCCUGAAGGCGCUGAAGGUGGCGGAGCAGGAGAACGAGCACCGGCGUAAACUGGAGCGGGCGGCCGAGGCGGCGGCGGCUGCGCAGCGUGACAACAACAACGUCGCCAGCGUCAACAAGCGCAACAAGAUCAACGCCAAGAAACAGCAGGCGGAGGUGAUCCAGGAGCUCAAGUCGAAGUCGCGCACCGGCGUGCAGGAGAAGAAGCUGCUGGGCCAGGAGGAGGUGUACCACGGCGCGCUCGAGGACAUCCUGCUGGGCCUGCGCAGCGAGCCGUACCGGCGCGCCGACGCCGUGCGCCGCAGUCAGCGCAAGCGCACGGAAACGGCGCGCCUCUCGCGCGCGCUCGAUGACAUGGACGUGUGACGACGCCGCCGCCGCCGCCGCCGCCGCCGUGGAGGAAUCUGUGAUACCCGCGCCGCCGUGCCAUACCGCCGCCGUCGCCGGUAGUGCUCCGCCGCGCCGCCAGGUGUCAGGCGGCGCGGCCGCCGCGGGGUGCGUGCUGCGCCUGGCCGAAGCGGCCUCCUUGUGAAGUGUUUUAUUUUUGUUGCGCGUCUGCUGUGCGGCGGCGGCGCGUCCGCUCGCGCCGUGUGCAGAUCUGAGCGGUGGAGUGUUGUGGCCGCGGCCGCGGCCGGCGCGGGCGACCGUUCGCGUUCGGUUCGGCAGGAGAGUCCAGGCACCCGCCCGCCGCGCGCCGCUCCUGCCCCCAUCCGGUGCCUUCAGGGCGCCCCAGUCACGCCGGCGUCCGCCGCACGCACCGUUUUAUCACGCGCGACGCACGCACAACGCAGUGUACGGCACGGCCCCGCCCAAUAUUCUUAUUUUUGUAUUUAUAUGGAAAUACAUCGGGUGCCGCUA
Molecule: messenger RNA, 4133 nt
Organism: Pollicipes pollicipes
Lineage: Eukaryota; Metazoa; Arthropoda; Thecostraca; Pollicipedomorpha; Pollicipedidae
Product: formin-like protein
Biological process (GO): regulation of cell shape; cortical actin cytoskeleton organization; cell migration
Cellular component (GO): cytosol
Molecular function (GO): small GTPase binding; actin filament binding
Source: RefSeq, a predicted model, not a curated record